Pocillopora damicornis (cauliflower coral) is the source of this 2405-nucleotide messenger RNA. Its product is annotated as solute carrier family 15 member 2. Gene Ontology annotation, molecular function: transmembrane transporter activity. The record is from RefSeq and is a predicted model, not a curated record. Gene Ontology annotation, cellular component: membrane. Gene Ontology annotation, biological process: oligopeptide transport; transmembrane transport. NCBI's taxonomy places the organism in Eukaryota, Metazoa, Cnidaria, Anthozoa, Scleractinia, Pocilloporidae.
GUACCCAUCGGGGACAUCGUUUGGAUUGCUAUGUCGAUAUACUCUUGCUUACUGUGACCCAAGAGUUAUUGUGUGCCACAUCUCCUCGUAUUUUCCUUGUCAUGUCAACUCACAAUUCCGUUGCUUCUUCUAAUCGCCGACGAGAUAGCCAGCAGAGUUGGACUGGCUCGGAAAUUUUCCGAUCUCAAUCACCGAACGAUGUCGUCGUCCAAAACAACUCACAGGUGAAACUGAGCGGGAAAGCGUGGGGAAGAAUCAAAAAGUUUCUUCUUUGCAAAACUGACUUUCCGUCGAGUAUCUACUACAUCGUAGGAAAUGAAUUCUGCGAGAGGUUUUCUUACUAUGGAAUGAAAGCUAUCCUAAUCCUCUACCUUACAAGGGUUCUUAUGCUUGGGGAUGAUACUGCGACUGCGGUCUUUCAUAGUUUCUCUAUGUUAUGCUACUUUACCCCUCUAUUUGGGGCAAUGUUAGCCGAUGGUUGGCUUGGAAAAUACCGAACAAUUUUGUAUGUUUCUGUUAUCUACUGCAUUGGGAACCUGAUUGUGUCAAUGACAUCUCUUCCUCCCCUUGGUGCUGGUGAGAUUCCUGGUCCUAUGAUUGGUUUGUUCCUCAUUGCUCUGGGUACAGGAGGUAUCAAGCCAUGUGUGUCAGCAUUUGGUGGAGAUCAGUUCACAUCUGAUCAGUCAAAACUGCUUCAAAGUUUUUUCUCUGUGUUUUAUUUUGCGAUUAAUGCUGGAAGCUUGUUGUCUAUGCUAAUUACACCUGUACUGAGAGGAGAUGUAAAGUGCUAUGGUGAUGACUGUUAUCCUCUGGCCUUCGGUGUUCCUGCAGCCUUGAUGUUAAUGGCUAUAACAUUAUUUUGGUUUGGCCGAAAUAAGUACAAGAGGGUUCCACAAACUGAUAACAUUUUGUUGCGGGUGACAAAGGCUGUCAGCUAUGCACUCAAGAAAAAAAUAACCUCAAAGGGAGAGAGAAAAGCUCACUGGAUGGACUGGGCCAGUGAUAGAUACGAUGCUCAGUUAAUAGAAGACAUCAAAGCUCUGUUCAAAGUGUUGUUCAUGUUUCUUCCUCUGCCUGUUUUCUGGACAUUGUUUGAUCAACAGGGCUCACGGUGGGUUUUGCAGGCUGGGCAAAUGGAUGGUGAUGCUGGUUUCUUGGGAACCAUGAAACCAGACCAGAUGCAAGCAUUCAAUCCUCUUUUCAUCAUUAUCCUUAUUCCACUGUUUGAGACUGUGAUAUACCCAUUACUACGGAGGCCAAAACCACUCAAGCGAAUGUGCGCAGGAAUGUUUCUAGCUACAGUGGCAUUUAUUUUUGCAGGAUUUCUCCAGAUGAAAAUACAGAGUGAAGAAUUCAUCAAGAAUGCACCCUCGGAAGGACAGGCAAAUUUACAAGUUAUUAACUCGUUGGACUGCCCAGCGUCACUGUCCAUCGGCAACAAGAAUAUCACAGUGACACCUUAUGGACACUCCAGUGAGUUGAACUUGCCAGUAACUAAGAAUGUGUCGACCAGGAUUCAAACAUCUUCAAAAUGUUACAAUAUGUCAAGACCAGUUGAAGAUAGCCUUAGUCUGGAAGAUAAGGAGUGGUAUAACCUGAUAAUCAGUGAAUACAAAAAUCAACUUCGUACACAUCUGGUCAAACAGAACGUUUCAUCUCCUCCUCCGGGGAAAGCCAAGUUGUGCACAGUUCUUUUGCCAUCAUUAGCAGACAGCGAAAUGUUUGAUAUAUUUCUGGACGAGACUAAGAUUCAAGAAAAGGUGGAUGCUUGGGGAGCAACAAAUUGUGUUGUAAAAACGUCAGAUCAAUAUAAGUUAACUGUUAAAGGAGAGAAAACAAAGACAACGUAUGUGUCUAGUAAAAUAUCUCUUAAGAACGGUGGCAUUUACACCGCCGUAAUAGAGCCGAACAAACUAGGGAAAGGAGGUAAUGUCACCUUGUACAAGGAUCUGGAGGCAAGAAAUGUCUCAAUGUUGUAUCAGAUCCCACAGUACUUUGUGAUUACGAGUGGAGAGAUAAUGUUCUCUAUAACAGGUUUAGAGUUUGCGUAUUCCCAGGCUCCUGCCUCUACGAAGUCAUGUCUUCAGGCCGCUUGGCUAAUGACGGUAGCAUUUGGUAAUUUGAUUGUUGUCAUUGAAGCAGAAUCUCGUCUCAUUACAAACCAGACAACCGAAUUUUUCUUUUUCGCCGGCAUGCUGUUUGUGGUGAUGGUAGGGUUUGCAGUAAUGGCUAAAUUUUACCGAUAUGUUGAAUCUCCAAGUGGGGACCCUGUGGCCGUGCCUGUGGACAGCAUUGAUGAUAAAACUGGUAUCGUAGAUUUGGACGAAUUAUCACGGAUUUAGGACUUUUAAAAUGGUGUAUUUACCUGUUUUGUAGAUAGCUAUAGAAUAAAACAUAAAGUGGAA